Panthera uncia (snow leopard) is the source of this 952-nucleotide messenger RNA. It is a transcript of the gene ANP32A, whose product is annotated as acidic nuclear phosphoprotein 32 family member A. Gene Ontology annotation, biological process: nucleocytoplasmic transport; regulation of apoptotic process. The transcript has 6 exons. Lineage: Eukaryota; Metazoa; Chordata; Mammalia; Carnivora; Felidae. The record is from RefSeq and is a predicted model, not a curated record. Gene Ontology annotation, cellular component: perinuclear region of cytoplasm; nucleus. Bases 28 to 801 code for a protein of 257 amino acids. Gene Ontology annotation, molecular function: histone binding.
AGCCUCUGCAGAGAGAGAGCGCGAGAGAUGGAAAUGGACAAACGGAUUCAUUUAGAGCUGCGGAACAGGACGCCCUCUGAUGUGAAAGAGCUCGUCCUGGACAACUGCCGGUCAAUCGAAGGCAAAAUCGAGGGCCUCACAGAUGAAUUUGAAGAACUGGAGUUCUUAAGUACAAUCAACGUAGGCCUCACCUCAGUCGCAAACUUACCAAAGUUAAACAAACUUAAGAAGCUUGAACUAAGCGAUAACAGAAUCUCAGGGGGCCUGGAAGUAUUGGCAGAAAAGUGUCCGAACCUCACGCAUCUAAAUUUAAGUGGCAACAAAAUUAAAGACCUCAGCACAAUAGAGCCACUGAAAAAGUUAGAAAACCUCAAGAGCUUAGACCUUUUCAAUUGUGAGGUGACCAACCUGAACGACUACCGAGAAAACGUGUUCAAGCUCCUCCCACAGCUCACGUAUCUCGACGGCUACGACCGGGAUGACAAGGAGGCCCCUGACUCAGACGCCGAGGGCUAUGUGGAGGGGCUGGACGACGAUGAGGAGGACGAGGAUGAGGAAGAGUAUGAUGAAGAUGCUCAGGUAGUGGAAGACGAGGAGGAUGAAGAGGAGGAGGAGGAAGGAGAAGAGGAGGACGUGAGUGGAGAAGAAGAGGAGGAUGAAGAGGGUUAUAACGAUGGGGAAGUAGACGACGAGGAAGACGAAGAAGAUGUUGGUGGUAUGGCAGCCUUUUUACUCUCAGCUAACCUGGCCCCCUCGGUCGGCAGCGGACUGCACAGGCCCUGGGGACCUGCCCGAGGGUAGAACACACCCAUCCGAGGCCCCCCGUGCCUCCCUGGCUUGCAGAUCUGCCCCCUCAGAUCUGCCAGGGAUGGCCCAGCUUCCCAGACGUAUGGUCCCCUGGUUUCCCAGCAGGUGGGUCGAGUGAGAGGCAGGCUCAGUGUUUUAACCUAAA